UGCUCCCUCCACUAGGCGACACUGCUUCCCUCUUUUCGACUUGGCUAAAUCAAUAAAUCUUUUCUACAAGCCAAUUUCAUUAUUGUUGAAUGGUCAUAAUCAUAACACCGGAAUUAGAAAUUAUAUCUCGUUAUGAGAGCGGAAUGAUUGACAGAUAUAUCUUAACUAGAAAUAACUGAACCUUGUGGAGCAAACUUCUCAUGAUGCAGCUGAAUUUGUAGACAGUGGUCUGGGACUCACAGAUGUAUAAAGUCUUCUGAUAUUAUAGGGCUCCCAGUGGAUCAAAACAUAAGGAAUAAACCUUUCUUAUAUCAAAAAUGCCCGAUAAUAUGACCAGACUCAUUUGCCAACUCAUGUGACCCAAUUGCGAAUAAAUCAGUUUACUGAUCAGAAUUCUCAGUACAGACGCGAGAUGGCGCUGCAGGCUAAGAAUGUGAAUGAACCAAACUGCAGUGGGCUCCAUUAUUCAGGAAGACAACAGUGAAAAGGCAAGCAGGAAGGGAGAGUAGCAUUACUCGGGGCUGUGAUAGUGUCGGGGUCCCUUGGAAAAAGCUACAAAUCACCAUAUACCUAGUCGUUGAGAGAAAUCAAUUUAGUGUCGUGGCUUCAGAAGGGUGGUUUGUAGCCGAGCAAAUCUGCAUCUGUUGGAACGUGUGUUUCUGAAGAAGCAAUGCUGAAAGCAGAGGAGACGGUUCUGCGGAGAGGGCAAGUUAUGCGUCUUUUUGUUUACUUGUGCUUGUCUGGGGUGUAUUCGGAAACCGUUCGGUACUCGGUUUUGGAAGAAAUGGAGAGGGGCUCUUUGGUGGCUAAUGUGGUGAAGGACCUGGGGCUGGAUAGCAUGGAUCUGUACACCCGGAAUGCCAGGAUCGUUUCUGAAGGUGAGAAGGAGUAUUUUCAUCUUAAUCCCAAAACAGGGGAUUUGUUCAUAAAGGAGGAGCUCGACCGGGAAGGUUUAUGCGGCCAGAGUGAACCCUGCAUUGUGUCUUUUCAAAUUCUACUGGAAAACCCAUUGAAGUUUUAUCGAUCUGAAAUAUCAGUGGACGAUAUAAACGACCAUUCUCCAGUAUUCCUGGAGAAGAAAAUAGUUUUGAACAUCCUGGAAAAUAGCCCGGCAGGUACAGAAUUCCAAAUGGAAAGUGCACAGGAUUUGGAUGUGGGGAAUAACAGCCUCCAUGAGUACAGCAUCAGUCCUAACUCCUAUUUCCACAUUAAAACGCGCAGUCGCAGUGACGGCAGAAAGCACCCGGAACUGGUGCUGGAUAAAGUUCUGGAUCGAGAACAGCAGGCUGAGAUCCAUUUAACUAUUACGGCCCUGGAUGGGGGUUCUCCACCCAGGUCCGGAACUGCCGAGGUUCUCGUUAAUGUUUUGGAUAUUAAUGAUAACGCACCAGAGUUCACACAGCCACUGUAUGAGGUUCAGAUUUCUGAAAACAGUCCUGCGGGAUCAUUAGUUUCCAUAGUCUCUGCUACCGAUUUGGAUGCAGGAAGCAAUGGGGAAAUUUCAUACGCCUUGUUCCUUGUCACCGAGGAAAUUCGCAGAACGUUUCAAAUUCAUCCAAUAUCGGGGGAAAUUCGAGUACUACAACAAUUGGAUUUUGAAGCUAAGCAGUCAUACGAGUUUGAUAUUCAGGCUAAAGAUGGCGGGCGUCUUUCUGGCAAAUCUACUGUUUUUGUCCAAGUCAUUGAUGUCAACGACAAUCCCCCAGAACUCAUCAUGUCCUCAUUUACCAGCCCCAUCCCUGAAAAUUUACCUGAGACAGUGGUGGCUGUCUUCAGCGUUAAGGACCGCGACUCUGGGGACAACGGUAAAAUGGUUUGCUCCAUCCAGAACGAUCUCCCAUUUAUCCUAAAGCCCACUUUUAGGAACUUCUAUACUCUUGUAGCAGACCGACUAUUAGACAGAGAAAGCCAGUCCGAAUACAACGUAACCAUCACCGUGGCGGAUUUGGGCUCUCCGAGUCUUAAGGUGGAGAAGAACAUAACGGUGCUGAUAUCCGAUGUCAACGACAACCCCCCGGUGUUCAAUCAAACAUCCUACACACUGUAUGUCAAGGAAAACAACAGCCCCGCCCUGCACAUCGGCAGAGUCCAGGCCGUGGACAGAGACUCAGGGCAGAACGCCAGAGUGUCUUACACCCUACUGCCACCUGAGGACAGCGACCUUUCCCUAUCCUCCUUCGUCUCCAUCAACUCAGAAAACGGCAAUAUUUAUGUUCUGAGGUCCAUGGAUUACGAAGCCAUUCAGGAUUUCCAGUUCGCAGUGAGGGCUGCAGAUGGCGGUUCCCCGGCCCUGAGCAGCCAGGCCAUGGUCCGGGUGGUGGUCCUGGAUGACAAUGACAACAGUCCCUUCGUCCUGUACCCUCUGCAGAACGGCACCUCCCCCUGCAAUGACCUGGUCCCCAGGUGGGCGGAGGCCGGCUACCUGGUGACCAAGGUGGUGGCGGUGGAUGCAGAUUCAGCUCAGAACUCUUGGCUUUCUUUCCAGCUACUCAAGGCCACGGACCCUGGACUCUUCAGCGUGUGGUCCCACAACGGUGAAAUUCGAACCACAAGGCUCAUCACCGACAAAGACCCCGUCAAGCAGAAACUUGUUGUCCUGGUGAAGGAUCACGGGGACCCGCCUCUGUCCACGGCGGCCACUCUGUACGUGCUUCUAGUGGACGGCUUUUCGGACCCCUAUAUUCGGCUCCCGGAACUGCAUAGAAAAAAUGAGCCGGAGGACUCCCUCACGGUGUACCUGGUCAUUGCUCUGGCCUCCAUCUCAUUUCUCUUCCUCUUUUCGGUGAUUGUCUUCAUCAUAAUGAGGCUGUGGAGCAGGAGGAGAGACGUAGCGGAAGCCACCAACCUGGGCCCCGAUGGCCAUUUCCCGGGACAUUUGGUGGAUAUGAAUGGUACUGGGACUCUGUCUCACAAUUACCGCUAUGAGGUCUGUUUAACUACUGGGUCAGGUAACAGCGAGUUCCAGUUCCUCACCCAUCAUUCCCAGCCUUCCGACUCAGUACCCUGGAAUAGAUCUGUAGAGCGUUUCGCCCUCCAUUCAGAAGUGAAGCGAAUUUCUCUAAAUAUGAUUUAUAAUUCGCAGAACCGACGCCAGGUGGCGAUGCAGGCUAAGAAUGCGAAGAAACAAAACUGCAGACCCAGUGGACUCCAUUAUCCACCGAGCAAAUCUGUAUCAAUUGGAACGUGUGUUUCUGAAGAAGCAAUGCUGAAAGCGGAAGAGAUGAUUCAGCGGAGAGGGCAAGUUAUACGUCUUUUUGUUUGCUUGUGCUUGUCGGGGGUCUAUUCGGAAACCGUUCGGUACUCGGUAUUGGAAGAAACAGAGAAGGGUUCUUUGGUGGCUAAUGUGGCGGAGGACUUGGGGCUGGAUAGCGGGGAUCUGUCCUCCAGGAAUGCCCGGAUCGUUUCUGAGGUUGACAAAGAGUAUUUUAAUCUUAAUCCUCAGACAGGGGAUUUGUUCAUAAAGGAGAAACUCGACCGAGAGGGUCUAUGUGCCCAGAGUGAGCCCUGCAUUUUGCCUUUCCAAAUUUUACUGGAAAACCCAUUAAAGUUUUAUCGGACUGAGAUAGCAGUGGGCGAUAUAAACGACCACUCUCCAGUGUUUCUGGACAAGGAAAUGAUUCUCAAUAUCCCGGAGAAUAGUCCUGUGGGUACGGAAUUCCAAAUGGAAAGUGCACAGGAUUUGGAUGUCGGGAACAACAGCCUGCAGGAAUAUACCAUCAGCCCCAACUCCUAUUUCCACAUUAAUACUCGCAUUCACAGUGGCGGCAGGAAAUUCCCGGAAUUGGUGCUGGAUAAAGCGCUGGAUCGGGAGCAGCAGGAUGAGAUUCACUUAACCAUCACGGCCAUGGAUGGCGGUUCCCCGCCAAGAUCUGGAACUGCCGAGGUUCAUGUUCUUAUUGUGGACAUAAAUGACAAUGCUCCCGUUUUCACUCAGUCACGAUAUGAGGUUCAGAUUCCCGAAAACAGCCCUGCGGGCUCGCUGGUUUCCACGGUCACUGCUAAAGAUUUUGAUGCAGGAAUCAACGGAGAAAUAUCGUACUCUUUUUUCCGUGCUUCCGAAGAGAUUCGCAGAACGUUUCAGAUUCAUCCAAUUUCGGGGGAGAUUCGAUUAGUAGGACAGUUAGAUUUUGAGCAGAGUCAGUUGUAUGAGUUCGAUCUGGUGGCCAAAGAUGGAGGAGGCCUUUCUGGCAAAUGUACUGUGUAUGUUCAGGUCGGCGAUCUGAACGACAAUCCCCCGGAACUUAUCAUGUCAACAGUUACUAGCCCCAUCUCCGAGAAUGCUCCAGAGACAGUGGUAGCCGUUUUCAGUAUUAGAGAUCGCGACUCUGGGGACAAUGGUAGAGUGGUGUGUUCCAUCCAGAAUGAUCUCCCAUUCAAUUUAAAACCCACAUUUAGGAACUUCUAUACCUUGGUAACGGAUCGAGCGCUGGAUAGAGAAAUCCAAUCCGAAUAUAAUAUCACUAUCACUGUCAAGGAUCUGGGAUCCCCUAGCCUCAAAACGGAGCAAAACAUAACGGUGCUGAUAUCCGAUGUCAACGACAACCCCCCGGUGUUCAGUCAAACAUCCUACACGCUGUAUGUCAAGGAAAACAACAGCCCCGCCCUGCACAUCGGCGGGGUCCAGGCCGUGGACAGAGACUCAAGGCAGAACGCCAGAGUGUCUUACACCCUACUGGCCUCCGAAGACGGAGACCUUUCCCUGUCCUCCUAUGUCUCUAUCAACUCAGAAAACGGCAAUAUUUAUGCUCUGAGAUCCAUGGAUUACGAAGCCAUUCAGGAGUUCCAAUUCGCAGUGAGGGCAGCAGAUGGCGGUUCCCCGGCCUUGAGCAGCCAGGCGAUGGUUCGAGUGAUGGUCCUGGAUGACAAUGACAACAGUCCCUUCGUCCUGUACCCUCUGCAGAACGGCACCGCCCCCUGUAAUGACCUGGUCCCUAGAUGGGCGGAGGCCGGUUACCUGGUGACCAAGGUGGUGGCUGUGGAUGCAGACUCUGCUCAGAAUUCUUGGCUUUCCUUCCAGCUACUCAAGGCCACAGACCCUGGGCUUUUUAGCGUGUGGUCCCACAACGGGGAAGUCCGAACCACGAGGCUCAUCACCGACAAAGACCCCGUCAAACAGAAGCUCGUUGUACUUGUGAAGGAUCAUGGGGAGCCGCCUCUGUCCACCGCGGCCACUCUGCAUGUGUUUCUGGUGGACGGAUUUUCAGAACCCUACUUACGGCUUCCAGAAGUCGUGAGGGACGAUGAACCCGAAGACUCCUUCACGGUGUAUCUGGUCAUUGCUCUGGCCUCCAUCUCAUUCCUCUUCCUCUUCUCAGUGAUCGUCUUCAUAGUACUGAGGCUGUGGAGCAGGAGGGGAAAAGCCACGGAUGCCACGAGCCUGGGCCUCGAUGGUCAUUUCCCGGGACAUUUGGUGGAUAUGAACGGUACCGGGACCCUGUCCCAAAGUUACCGCUAUGAAGUUUGUUUAACCACUGGGUCCGGGAACAGCGAGUUCCAAUUCCUCAAACCAGUCAUCCCCAGCCUUCCUGCCCAGAGUGCGGGUAGAGACCUCGAAGAAAGCCAUCAAUUUCGCAAUAGCCUUGGCUUUAAUUAGAGUAUUCUUAGGA
Messenger RNA from Ornithorhynchus anatinus (platypus), 5606 nucleotides. RefSeq lists its product as uncharacterized. Lineage: Eukaryota; Metazoa; Chordata; Mammalia; Monotremata; Ornithorhynchidae. Gene Ontology annotation, cellular component: plasma membrane. Gene Ontology annotation, biological process: homophilic cell-cell adhesion. Gene Ontology annotation, molecular function: calcium ion binding. The record is from RefSeq and is a predicted model, not a curated record.